AGUUAACUAGCAGUAAAAAAAGUAAUAAGCUCCAACUUUAUCAAUGAUGUAUAUUAGGACAUCAAUACUUAGAACAGUGAUAUUAAUCUGUAGAGGGCCAUUCUGCUUAGAGUACUUUCCUUUUGGUUCUUUAAUUAUAUUGUGUUGCUAUUAAUGAUGUAUUUUUACUGUAGAAUGUCAAAGUAGUAUGCAGGACUUUAUCUUGUAACAGAAGAUUUAAAUACAUAAGUAUUGCUACUUCGACUAAUGUAUUGCACAAUACAUCUUCCACCAAUGUGGUCCACGGAAAUCUCUCCAUCAGAAGAAACCAACAUAACCUAUGCCACAGUAUCUUUGGAAAGUUAGUGAUACAAAAUGAGUAUGUUCUUCUUAAUUUUAUGGUUAAGGUAAAAGCAGUGGUCGUCAAACCUGGAAUAAAGCAGGUAAACACAGAGACUGCAUAAUUAUGGCAUACAUAAUGUUCCUUUUGUAUUUUAAAAUUGCUCAUGUGGAAACCCUAAUUGCUAUAGAUGCCCAAUGUGUUUUAUUCCCAUUUGGGUUAAUGGCCAAAUGGUGCAGGACACCUACAUAAUUAACAAAUCAAUCAAUCAAAUAUAUUGAAAAGCAUAUUAUAACUUAGUUAGAUGACAUUAUAAGCUAAACAAAAUGGUUCCCAACAUUGGGGUCAUCAUCCAAUAAGGGGUGGUAAAAGGAUUACUGUACUCUACUGUACUGGAGGAGUUGUUGUUACUUAGUUCAGAGCUUAGUUCAAACAUGUUUCUGUUGCUUUUUUAUAACAGCAAUACAUUUGGACUGUGAAGAGCCACUGUGACUCAAUCUGAAAGAAAUGUAACAUGUACUUUGUUUUGAGGUAGUAAAAGUGUAUCACAGAAAUAUCUUAGACCACUAGGUGAUGUACUCAACAGCUGUUAAAGCAGUGCUGACACUUGGGACCUGGAUAAUUAGAAGAGUUUAAAAAAGCUUUGUGUCGACCUCUAGUGGUUAGAAAAAAGCAUUAAGCAUUCCUGACCGGGGAAGAGCUGGUAGCUAUUUUUAACACAAACAUUGCACUGACAUGCACCUGUCAUAUGUACACUGGAAUUUUUUCACUUCCUUUUGCUAUUAUAUUAAUAUAUUUUCCUUGAACAGUGGUUAGUCCUGUCUUCAAUUGGAGUUCCCUGCACAUGAUUCUUUCCAUUGCAAGGAAAUUGAACAGGCCUCAGGCAAGCAGGUAAGCAGGUCCGGUAGGUGUUUCUGAUCAGGACUUGUCUGACAGGCAUGUGCUCCUCAAGGAAAACGAGUAGAAGUAUGUCUGACACUGCACUGAAGGAGGUUAAACGUUCAGUAGCGGAACAUGUAUCUACAUUUGAGAGCAGACAUGGUGAUCAGUCAGAGGUCUAUGAGGUCAAAAAAGCUGUUUGGUGCAAAUUCCACCCAUCUUGCACCCUGCCUUAAUUAAAAGAUUAACACAUUUUAAAAGAUUUUAAGAUUUACCCAAAUGAUGCUGUGUGUACUUUUAUACAGUCGGAUAAUUAAAAGCUGCAGAGUAAUGACGACACUCGGAAAUUCUGAAUGGCUCAUUCAAUCAUUGCAUCACUUCCAAUAAUUCCUCUACAAUGAUCACACAUCAGGGAGGAGGAAAUGGACCAUGUACCUGUCUUCCAAACAGGUUCUGACAUCAGUUCCUUUAAUUGCAACUUCCUCCUCCUGUAAACCAAUUUGUGUGCAUGACUCUGUGUGUGUGUUCAACCUGUGCUGUACCUGCUAAGAAAUCCCCCUCACUCCACUAUAAGAGGAGACAGGAUGGAGUCACAGAGGCACCUCACUCCCAGGACUCUUCCUCUGAGAAACACACACACAGCUCCCCCUCCAGACUCAAAAUGAUGAAGAUGCUGCUCGCCCGCUCUCUCUGCCUGCUCCUCCUGCUCAGCUGUCUGAGUGAACCUGUGGAGAGCCGGACCCUCAACCUGAACAGCUGCUCUGUCAGUGUUCACACAACCGAGCUGCGAACCCAUUACACUGACAUCCGAUCUAAUGCGAUAGAAGGAGACAGUGAGAUCGGAGUAAGACUUCUGAACAAAUCGUUGAUGAAACAAGUUCAGGACGGUCAGAAGUGCUGUUUGCUGCGUCUCGUGCUGCGUUUCUACGUAGAGAGAGUGUUCAGUAACUACGCCUCUUCUCAGCCCCAGCAGCAGCGCCACACCAGCGCUCUGGCCAACUCCUUUGUCAGCAUCAGGAAAGAGAUACAUAAAUGUCACUGCCAAUGUGUCGAGGACACGCAGAGAAAAAUUGACACUGUGCAUGCUGAGUUUAUCAAGCUGGAAAUAAGCCAGGCGGCGAAGAAGGCUGUGGGAGAACUGGACACUGUGCUGGAGUGGAUGGAGGGACUCGUCCUGAAAACACGAGCAUAAUCAGACAGAAGCUCAGCAAAAUCAACACUGACGUCCCAGAGAGCUGAUGAAUCCCCACGCUAACACCAAAGUGUGAUGUUACAAAAUGUAACUCCUGACAUUUCUUUUAUGCGCUUUUUUUGCCAUUGUACAUUUCUCUAUGUUGUACUUGAAUUAACUUAAAGUCUAUGUCAUCCACUGAGAUGUGGACCGUUUUUUAUACAAUAUUUAUAUUUUACAUGAAUGUAACAUGAACAUUAAUGUAUAUGAAUUUAAAUGUAUUUUUUAUAUAGAGCUGUUAAGGUAUUGUAUGUGUGCUUCUACUGUACUGCAAGGUUAUUAUGCAUGAUUAAGAAAUAAUGUGCUAUUUUUUCAUUUAAACAUUGGUUUUAUUAAGACUUCAAUAAAAAAAUAUAAUCGUA
Molecule: messenger RNA, 2791 nt
Organism: Trematomus bernacchii (emerald rockcod)
Lineage: Eukaryota; Metazoa; Chordata; Actinopteri; Perciformes; Nototheniidae
Gene: il20
Product: interleukin 19 like
Source: RefSeq, a predicted model, not a curated record